AUGAAUAAAGAUCAAGCAGAAAAAUACCGGGAAAGAAACCUGCGGCAUAAGUACAAUAUUCUACAUGUACUACCAACGCUAAAGUCCAAAGCCUUAUCAGGGCUGUACUAUAAAAAUUUCCAUAAUUCCGUGAAACGAUACCAAAUUACGUUGCCUGAACAACUAAUGAACGGGAAAUUUUGUUCUCAUUGUGGAUGCGUUUAUGUUCCCAAUUUCAACUCAAUGCUGCAGGUGACGACUGGUACCGAGCAAAAUGGCGUGGUCGAACUUAACGUUGAAAGAGCGCAAGCACCAGAAAAAUGUAUCUCAGUGAGUUGUUUGAAUUGUAAAUCGUCUACACUAUUUGAUUGGAAAUCCGAACUCGUUGAACCAGUUGUUGAACGAGAUGUUAAGUUUGCAGCCGAUAGUGCAGGCAACAGAAAUGUUUCCCACAUAGUAGAUAAAGCGCCAAGGGCUAAAAUUAGUAGUGGUAAGGAUAGAUCCAAGAAGAGAAAAUCAAAUUCAUUGACAAAUCUUUUGUCAAAAAGAAACCAAGAAAAAAGGCUGGAAAAGAAAAGAAAUUCAUCAUUAUCGUUAGAUAGUUUUAUGAAAAGUUGA
Molecule: messenger RNA, 597 nt
Organism: Saccharomyces kudriavzevii IFO 1802
Lineage: Eukaryota; Fungi; Ascomycota; Saccharomycetes; Saccharomycetales; Saccharomycetaceae
Gene: SNM1
Product: Snm1p
Exons: 1
Coding region: 1-597 (198 amino acids)
Biological process (GO): tRNA processing
Cellular component (GO): nucleolar ribonuclease P complex
Source: RefSeq, a predicted model, not a curated record